AUGGGCCUCCCCGCCCCCAUCGAACACGCCAUCGGCCGCCUCCUCAUCAACCAGAAGGCCCGCGACAGCGGCCUCCUCUCCGCCACGCCCGCCUUCGCCUCCCAGCCCUCCCCCACCUUCACCAUCACCUCGCCCGACUGCGGGCCCUCCAACUCCCACAUGGCGGACCUCUACACGGGCUACGGCGCCGACCGCUUCCCCUCGCUCACGUGGCAGCCGCCCCCGGACGUCGCCGAAUACGUCCUCAUCGUCGAAGACCCGGACGCGCCCAUCCCGUGGCCGGUCACGCACGGCCUGUUCUACGCGAUCCCGGGGAACAAAACCGCGAUUACGCACGCGGAUCUCAGCGUGCGGGACGUGGUGGGCAAAGCGAAGCAUCUCGCGGGCGGGUUUCGGCUCGGCAAGAACAUCAGGGGCAGUGUGUAUGGCGGGCCGAAGCCGCCGUUGGGGCAUGGCGUGCAUCGGUACCAUUAUACGCUCGUGGCGCUGGGGGAGCCGCUGGAUGCGGGGGCGAUGAGCGCGGUCGCGACGAAGAAGGAGAUUGCGGGCGCGAUGGAGGGGAAGGUGGUGGGGUGGGGGGUGUGGGUUGGGUUGUAUGAGCGAAAGAGAGGGGAGUGA
Molecule: messenger RNA, 618 nt
Organism: Mytilinidion resinicola
Lineage: Eukaryota; Fungi; Ascomycota; Dothideomycetes; Mytilinidiales; Mytilinidiaceae
Product: PEBP-like protein
Exons: 1
Coding region: 1-618 (205 amino acids)
Source: RefSeq, a predicted model, not a curated record